AUGACGGAGCAGAAAGCGUCACCUUUGCUUACCUUGCCGCCAGAGCUCCGCAAUAUCAUCUGGCACUGUUUGCUUGUCCAGACUAGGGACGAGUCGUCGCGGCCGCCAGAUCGAUUCUGUGCGAGCGUCUUGCGCACCUGUAAACAGAUCCAUUACGAAGGCACCGAGAUACUCUACGGCGAGAACGUAUUCCUGGCCCAUCCCUCACUCUUGGCAACGCUGCCAUCAUUCUUGCUUCGCUCGAAGCCGAACCGCAUCUGCCUGCCGCCGGUCACGACACCGAGACUGACCAACAUCAUCAGGAGGUACUUUAUUCACGUCCGACUGGACACCGAUCCGCGGUUCAGCAGAUCGCAGGUUGAGGAAAGCUUUAGCGGUGCCGAAGAGCUCGAAAUCGAAGUCUUCCAAGCAAUGUACGGAAGUUGCGACUUCAGCGUGCUCAACCUUUUCGAAGGUGUUCGCGGUGUCGGCAAAGCCGUUGUGCAGGGCAGCGUAGGCGACGGCAGGUAUGCAGACUGGCUCGCACGUUGCAUGAUGAGCGAGCCUGGGUCGACAGUACCAGCAUAUUCUGAGAAGUACAUUGGUGGCAGCAAGGUUUGGUCCGCGUGGCAGCAUGGCAACAGAUGA
This is a messenger RNA of Baudoinia panamericana UAMH 10762, 627 nucleotides long. RefSeq lists its product as uncharacterized. Bases 1 to 627 code for a protein of 208 amino acids. The record is from RefSeq and is a predicted model, not a curated record. NCBI's taxonomy places the organism in Eukaryota, Fungi, Ascomycota, Dothideomycetes, Mycosphaerellales, Teratosphaeriaceae. The transcript is spliced from 2 exons.